Molecule: messenger RNA, 1032 nt
Organism: Impatiens glandulifera
Lineage: Eukaryota; Viridiplantae; Streptophyta; Magnoliopsida; Ericales; Balsaminaceae
Exons: 2
Coding region: 1-1032 (343 amino acids)
Biological process (GO): DNA integration
Molecular function (GO): nucleic acid binding
Source: RefSeq, a predicted model, not a curated record
AUGCAAGGCCAGAAAGACGCGCUUUCUCGGUCGGAUGUGAAACCAAAAUCUAGGAUUCUUAAGCUGAAAUCCAAGUUAGGCCGUAAGGGAGAUUCUCAGUUAGCAUGCGGGUGUGAUUUUGGAGGUGAAUACACUUCUAAUGAUUUCUCUCAGUUACUUGCCUCUGAUGGUACAAUUCACCAAACCUCAUGUACUGACACUCCUCAACAAAAUGGUGUGGCUGAAAGAAAAUAUCGUCAUCUUGUUGAAACAGCUCUUUCUUUUAUGCUAUCAGCCGAGGUUCCUAGUGUGAUUUGGGGGGAAACAGUUCUUACCACUGCUCAUGUAAUCAAUAGAAUCUCAAUAUCUCAUAAUUCAGGUUUGUCUCCUUUUGAAAAAUUAUAUGGUCAUUCACCUGAUUAUUCCUCGUUGCGUGUUUUAAGUUGUAUUUGUUUUGUCCUUCGACCACAUGUAGACCGUAAUAAGUUGUCUCCCCUGUCUACCUUAUGUGUCUUUCUGGGUUAUGGUGUUGGUCAAAAGGGGUAUCGUUGUUUUGAUCCAGUUAGUCAAAAAUUAUAUGUUUCGCGUCAUGUUGUGUUUUUAGAGCACAUUUCAUUCUUCUCUUUUCCUACUAGUUCAAAUCAUAUGACCCAAGCAGAUCUAGUUCGUAUUGAUCCCUUUGACACUAAGUUCGAUGAAUAUAUAUCUAAUACUUUAGUUCACGAUACUUUGGUUCACGAUACAUCCAUCUCCCAUUUCCCUGCUCCUACAACCACCCAAAUUCUGGAUGAGAUUGUGGAUCCUCUUCCUAGUAUAUCUAAUACUUUGGUUCACGAUACAUCCAUCUCCCAUGUCCCUGUUGUUACGACCACCCAAUUGUCGGAUGAGAUUGUUGAUCUUCCUCCCCGUCACUCCAUUUUCACUCGUAAGUCUAGUAAACUUCCCGAUUUUAAGUACUCCUCUUAUUCUACUUCAUUUGCUUCCUUUGUCACUUAUGUUCGUCGUUUUUCUGAGCCUUCAUCCUAUAAGCAGGUAGUUCGCGAUCCUCUUUGA